CUGUUAGGAAAGAUGAAAACAUAAAUUCAGUUCAUUUUUUUUGUAAUUGGAGGACUACUACUGGUUGUUUUUAAACUUUACUUAAAAUGUUGAGGCUGGAGCAGUGUGAGCAGUUAAGUCCAGUUCUUCUGGUAAUGCUUAGUGUUACCUUUGAAGGUGUGUACUGUGUCCUUGGAGUGUCUCCAGUUGGCCCUUCCCGGGUCAGUGCCAUAGCUGGUACCAACGUGACUCUAUCUGUGGUCUUCAUUGGAACAAAUGACCCACAACUUACAUGGUUCAUGGGAAAUUUACCUGUGGCCACCUGGACUGUUGGCUCCAGCGCUGUUCCAGUCAUAGCUGAUACCCAGAAAGCUGUGCUGAAGCUUCAGCCAAGUGGAUCCCUUACCUUUGUCAAUGUGCCACUUAACGGCUACAACAACAACUACACAAUUGAGAUAAUAAAGUCUGGAGUGGGCACUGCCUCUACAAUUUUUACUUUAAAAGUAUUUGAAAUUAUCCACAGUGUUACACUGACCUGUGAUCCAUCUGAUGUCACAGAGGGAUCCGGGAACUUCACCAUAAACUAUAACCUACUGCAAGCACAAGAAGUCAUUGAGCAGCAAAUGUGGUCCUUCAAUGGUGUGCAGAUAAAGUUCAACUCGCACUACUCAGUGCAGCAAAUGAGCCUGGUGGUCUAUGCGCCAAACCGAAAUGACACCGGAAACUACACAUUGUUGCUGACGAACCCCUUCAGCAGUGUGACAGCCUACAUGUACAUCUCGGUGCUGUAUGGACCAGAUGUUCCAAUAAUUGAAGUUACUCCGUCUCGACCAUUCUAUGAAUCAGGAGCUUCACUGAGCCUUUUCUGUCAGUCUGAGGGAUUCCCGCAGCCGACCAUCAACUGGGUUUUUGGGGGUCGGUCGCUUUCUAGUUCCCAUGAAGGAAUCCUGAAUCUGACGAACAUAAAGACAAAUCAAGGAGGCACCUACACCUGCACAGUGACAAACGAAAGGACUGGAGCACAGCAGCAGCAAAGCAUCAUCAUAAACAUUUAUGAGAGUCCCUUGGGAAACCCAGUGUGUUCUGUGAACUCUGUGAACAAAACUGAGCUACAGUACCUGUGUCAGUGGUCAGGAGGAACCCCUCCAGCUCAGCUUUACUUCCCAGCUUUAAGUAACAGCAGCAGUGCAGCAGGAAUCCUCAGUCUGACUGUGACGACUGAACCUGACCUCAACAGGAAAACUGUAACAUGCAUCGCAGACCAUCCUGUCAAAACCAACAAAUGUAGCAUUACUGCAAGUCGUCCAGGGGAUUUCCUGCCAGCUUUUAGGACCACAGUGAACAUGAAUGGAAAAAUAGAGAUCACCAUUGAAUGUUUCAGCGAGGCCUCGCCUAAAGCUGUGGUGUUGUGGUCUGUAGGCAACGAGCUUAUAAUCAAUGGCACAACAUAUGAGAUCAGCACCAACACCACACAGCUCAUAUUUCGUACUUACAACAUCAGCAAGUUUCUUCUGAAGAACUACACCUGCAUCUGCCACAACCCACUCGGCAUUCAGAAACGCCAAAUUCAGAUACAAGGCCCAUCGAUCUCAGAUUCCAGUUUGUUCUCUAAUCCAGAUGGAACCGUCAUCACAUUGACCUGGGAGGUCCCACCUACCUCAGUUGUUACAGGUUUUGACAUCCAAAUGAAGGGACCGAAACUCCUGAGUGAGGAACGUAAUGACAACCCAACAAAACGCAGUUCAGAUGGGUUUCGCUCCAUCCAGCAGAGACCCGGCUCUGAUCGGAGCACAGACAUAUUUACCCUUGAUCCCAAAUCAACAUACAUGUUUAGAAUUUUCCCAAGAGCUGGUGUGAUUGAAGGAGAACCGUCAAGAAUUCAAAGAACUGGUCCAGGUGAAGGACUGAACGGUCCAGCCAUUCCUGGUAUUGCAGCUGGAAUUCCCUGCAGCCUUCUAUUCCUGCUCCUGCUCUGUGGCACCAUCUUCCUCUGUGCUUCUGCCUCUAAAAAAAAGUAUCGACAGACACAAUAUCCAAGGUCCAGACCAGUUGAGAAGACAUCAACACAGACUGAUAUAACUCCUCAUAAAUUACUGUCAGGAGGUCUGAACUCUAUUCCAGAUUACAACAGAUUACAUCAGACUCCAUCGGAAAGAUCGAUGCCUCUUCCUAUGUUUGUCCCUCCACCACCCGUCAGAGUUGCCACACGUGUAUAAUUACUAUAUGACACACUUUCAUGUAUAUAUCAGUGUAUCAUAUUUUUAAUGAUAGCCUCAGUCAUGCCAGAUACCAACUUCAUCUGUUCAAACUGUAGGCGAGACUACCGUUCCAGAAUAGGCCUGCACAGUCACAACAAAAAGUGUAGGGUCCAUAGAGAACCAACAAAUUCAGUGACUGAACCCAUCGUCUUUUAGGAUGGAGGGACGCCGAUGAUGAUAUUUUUAAUAUUCUUCUUGUCACGGUAUCUGAUUUCAGUGGAUACCUGUGCCAUUCUCAUCAUGUGUAAUCUCUAAUUAUUACAUCUGCAUCCAUUCAUACAAAUAUUGAUUGAUAAAUAAUGAAUC
Messenger RNA from Thalassophryne amazonica, 2543 nucleotides. It is a transcript of the gene vsig10l, whose product is annotated as V-set and immunoglobulin domain containing 10 like. Gene Ontology annotation, molecular function: protein binding. Lineage: Eukaryota; Metazoa; Chordata; Actinopteri; Batrachoidiformes; Batrachoididae. The transcript has 12 exons. Bases 87 to 2195 code for a protein of 702 amino acids. The record is from RefSeq and is a predicted model, not a curated record.